Molecule: messenger RNA, 390 nt
Organism: Suillus clintonianus
Lineage: Eukaryota; Fungi; Basidiomycota; Agaricomycetes; Boletales; Suillaceae
Exons: 2
Coding region: 1-390 (129 amino acids)
Source: RefSeq, a predicted model, not a curated record
AUGCCCUCUCCUCAAUAUGACUGGAACCCGCAAGCUGAAAAUGGGCUUAUUGCAGAGCAGUUGAACUAUGACCGGAAUCAAGAACAGCAACAUGCCAUGGAAAGGUUCUCACAACUCAACAUGGAGCAAGCUGCUGCUUGCAAUUGCAUUCUCGAAUCAGUUGAACAGAACCUUGGAAAGGAUGUAGAAACCAUUGUAUUUCUUGGAAAUUCGCUGAUAGCCCCGCGAACUGCAUCUCGCACACCUGCCAAGGACUGCUCCACAACAAAAAAGUGGAAAUAUACCUUUGACAAUACAGACAAGGAGAACAACAACACUUCAAUGCCACUCAAGAGAAAAUUGUUGGUUGCAUCUGAUGUGUCACUGACGCCAAUAACUUCUGUGGGCUGA